Molecule: messenger RNA, 1645 nt
Organism: Anopheles nili
Lineage: Eukaryota; Metazoa; Arthropoda; Insecta; Diptera; Culicidae
Product: prolactin regulatory element-binding protein
Exons: 3
Coding region: 1-1341 (446 amino acids)
Biological process (GO): protein secretion
Cellular component (GO): endoplasmic reticulum membrane
Molecular function (GO): protein binding; GTPase activator activity; guanyl-nucleotide exchange factor activity
Source: RefSeq, a predicted model, not a curated record
AUGUCCGCGGAUCGUAAACCCACGGAUUCCGUGCUGACACGUGUGAAGUUCCCGCUGUAUGCCAUCGAAAUGCUUACCAGCCGACACGUCCUGGUAGCUGGCGGUGGUGGAGCCUCGAAAACUGGAGUAGCAAAUGGAUUUGAGAUUUAUGAAAUCUACCAUGACGGCGAAAAGUACAUCGCGAACGAGGUAAUAAGGCACGAAACUGGCCCAACGGUGGUGAUGAACUGUGCAAUCAAGAACGAUGAAAAACGGACACUACUGAUGGCCGGUCAGGAGAGCCACUGCCAAAUGUAUCUUGUGAAUACUGUGAUCGAUUCCGGAGAAUAUCAGCCCGCAACGGUUCCUCCGAAUAAGUCUGAAUCCGAUGGUUUGCGUAAGCGAAGAAGCGUAUCCCAGCAACGAUCGUUUACUUCAACCGCACCGCCUUUACCGUCGACAAAUCCUGAUGCGGGACCAAAGAAAUCUGACGGUGAUCAACCGAGCCCAACGAACCGGAGACAAAUCCGUUUCGAGAUCAAAACGGCUGACUCGGUGCAGACGGACUUCACCGAGGCGGAACCACUGCAACGGGUUGUGCGGAUCAGCCCGAACGGGCGAUUGAUGGCCACGGGUGGCAUGGAUGGACAUUUGCGCGUAUGGAACUUUCCCAAGAUGACGAUCACCUCGGACAUUGCGGCGCACACAAAGGAGAUCGACGAUCUGGACUUCAGUCCGGACAGCAAACACAUCGUGUCGAUCGCGAAGGACGGCCUUGGCGUCAUCUGGUCGAUCAAUCCGGACAAGGAGUCGAAGAAGCUGAGUUGGAACUCACCGGCCAACUGUCGCUACUUGCUGAAACGUUGCCGGUACGGUCUGGUCGAGGGGCAGAAGGACAAAUUUCGGCUAUUCACGCUUGCUAAUCCAUUCGCCAAGUCGGGCAAGGCGAAGGGUCUGUUGCAGCAAUGGGACCCGGAAGCUGGUCGGCUGAUGAGCGUGGUUGAGAUCGACGAGUCGCUAGCUGCGCUGGCGGUGCGAGACGACGGCCGUUUUGUGGCGAUCGGUACCAUGUUUAGCGGUUCGGUAUCGAUCUACAUCGCUUUCAGCAUGCAGCGAGUACUACACGUUCCGAAUGCGCACGCUAUGUUCGUGACAGGUUUGGAGUUCUUGCCAGUUACCAACUUUGACGGUCCGUCGAUAACCAGCAACACCGAGGCUGCCGUGUUGUCUAUCUCUGUCGACAAUCGGAUCUGUGUUCACAGCUUACCCUAUCGACAUUCACUGCCAGCGUGGGUAGCUAUCAUUGCAAUCAUCUGCAUACUGUUCCUCACGUUCUGUUUCUGCUCAUAUGUUGGGUUGUAGCCUUAAAAAUACUUAUGAUAACCCAAAAAAAGUCAGCUGGAAACUAACGGAAACACUUGAAACCGAUCUGAUCAUAGCCAGCAGGAGAGGGAUAAAAAUAGCAUUUUAAGCACCAAUCAGGCAACCUGGAAGGAAGUGCAGGCAAUAGGGGUUUUCAAAAACAACGCACCGAAGCACAUGUCGUAUUAUAGUUUAUGUAGCUGUUUUUUUGUUUGUUUCAAGCUUGUGGUAAAUCUAAUUUAUUUGACACAUAGCAUUGUACAGAGAUAGAAUAUGGAUAAAUAAUAAACAAUGUUACUCACAG